UUGGUGAAUGGUAUAGCUUUAAAAAAACUACCUGAACAAAAUCAUAUCUUUGAAAAUGGUCCCAUGACUGACAAAGUACAGGGAAGGAUUUUUGGAGGCGAGGAAGUGGACUCUAUAAUCCAGUUUCCUUUCGUAGUACAAGUGACCACAACACUAACAUUUUGUUCAGGCGUCAUUAUUAGCGAGAACUACAUUUUAACUACAGCUCAGUGCAUUUAUUUUAAUCAGGAUCCCAUUGAGGUUAGAGCUGGCAGCGUAGUCCGUGGUGAGGGAUUUCUCAUACCGAUCGCCGAAGCGGUCUAUCAUCCGGAUAACUCUUUCAGUACAGACUACGACAUUGCAUAUAUGAGGACAGAGACACCUCUUGUCUUCGGCGAAGAUAUGGAGCCGGGCGUGUUGGUCAUGACCCGAGACAGAACGCCUAUAUUAUUCAACGUUACCGGUUGGGGGAAAAGGGGAAAUGAGAUAUCAAACGAGCGUUAUAAUGUACUCAGGACAUUACGUCUGCUAACUGUAAGCAAACGUUAUUGUGAAAGUGAAUACCGGGAACGCAGCCCGGUAAAAGAGAAUCUCGGCAUGACCACGUUUUGCGGGGAAGCGUUUGACUCGGAAGGAGGGGCUUGUGACGGUGAUGCCGGUAGUCCAGCAAGUGUUGGAUAUUUGAUAUAUGGACUUUUCAGCUUCUCUCUUGAAUGUAAAGGACCUACCGUGGCUCCCAGCGUCUUUACUGACCUCCAAGACAUCGAAAUCCGUGAGUUUAUCACAGAAGGUACAGGAGUAGAGUAUGAGAAUCAUUAA
Molecule: messenger RNA, 798 nt
Organism: Maniola jurtina (meadow brown)
Lineage: Eukaryota; Metazoa; Arthropoda; Insecta; Lepidoptera; Nymphalidae
Product: trypsin 5G1-like
Exons: 5
Coding region: 64-798 (244 amino acids)
Biological process (GO): proteolysis
Molecular function (GO): serine-type endopeptidase activity
Source: RefSeq, a predicted model, not a curated record